Molecule: messenger RNA, 2412 nt
Organism: Giardia duodenalis
Lineage: Eukaryota; Fornicata; Diplomonadida; Hexamitidae
Exons: 1
Coding region: 1-2412 (803 amino acids)
Source: RefSeq, a predicted model, not a curated record
AUGGAUCCUCGCCCAGAUUUAUUUCUGGCAGGCAUGGCAAAAGGAUCUGGUUGUGACUUCAUUCGAUCUGUUUUAGCACCGUCCUUCCAGCAAUACUUUGAGGGGUUGACGGGGUCUGGUGUACCUGAGACAGAACCAACACAGGCCUUGAUACCGGGAUGCUCCGAUAAAUUGCGCCAACCUGUCAUCAAGGAUGUUGUUCGCGAGAGUAGAAAUGAUUCGAAGCAGGAUGUAUUCUCUGUGUCCACCCAAACAGACCCUAUUAGGAACGAAGCCAAAUUCGACCCCAUAUCUAUCUUCUACGAGAGCAUUCAAACUGCCCCCUCGGCUCGCGAAAUAUCAGCACGCGUCCGAGCAGAAUGUACCAAAGAGCACCGUAUUGCCCUGGAGCAGGCUUUACAAUCGUUAACAGCGGAGCACAAGUUGGCCCUGAACGCCAUAACAAACGUCCUCAACGCAGAACGGAAUGCCCGUGCGGCCGAGCGAGAGCAUUAUGAGGCCGAUCGCCGAGUCAUGCUUGCUGAGCAGAAGCGCCUUGAGGAUGCAACGAAGACCUUUGCUUCCAGACAAGAAGACCUAGCCCAACGAGAACUGGCUGUUCAGGCGCGUGAGGCUGAUCUCUCUUCCAUGACUAAGCAAAUCUUGAGUAGAGAAGAGACUAUUGCUACUGUUCAAGCGGAAAACAGAGAUUUGCAAGCUAGAAUAGCUGAUCUUCAAUCAGUGAUAGAUUCAUCAAACGAUCAAAGGAAGGCUGCAGACAAUGAAAUGGCUGUCAUGCAGCGACGAAUAAUAGCUCUGGAAGAAACUUUAAAGCUUUACGAGUCUGUAGCAAGAUACUAUAGUUCUCAGGUAGGGAUGCCAGGUGCUCCGGCUCCUAUGCUUCCUCCCUGUCUUCCCUUCCCACCUACAGCUGAUUCUCGUCCAACAGGUCACUUUCGCCAACUCCAAAAUGCGCCCCCCGAUUACUCACCGUUCACAAAUACUUAUCUACCCGAACCCCCCAUUAAUAUGGGGCCAUCUCCUAACAUGAACUAUGAGAGUGGACUAUCCGAUGAGGGCAACUCCGGGAACUACCAAGGAUCACAAGACAACAACUAUUUGCGGCAGCAGCAUUUAUAUUUGCGGCAGCAACAGCACCAAGCGUCCCGCCCAAUUAGUCACUUCAACCCUGGAACCGUACCACCUCCAAUGUAUUCCAACCCAAGGUAUCGCACCCAAGGUCAACAUGAUAAUCAUGCCCUGAGGCAAUUGCAACAGUUUGAAGACUAUAGCAGGCCAUUUUCCAGGCUUACAGCAGACAGACAGUCGCAGUUCCAUGUUCCUCCAAAUCCGAACCUUAUUUAUCAAGGGACACCGGCUCCUGAAUUGCAGGCCAUAGAUCCUGCCGCAGAUGCUCAUGGCGCAUGUCUCGCUAGCGAUAUUUACUUAAGUGAUCCUCGGUCAGACGCGACACCCCUGAAGGACUCCCAACAGCCCAACACCCAGGCUGUUGGAUACUCGGUAUUUCCCAUAAUCGAUGGCUUCUCCCCUUCUAGAGCCUCAACACUGCAGACAACUGUCCGACCCGGUUCUGCCCCGCCGUGCGGAGAGCUCCCUGAUCGGCCGUCCUAUAAGUCGACUAUGUCGGUGAAGGCCUUUGGGGACUCCAAAAUAGGGUCGAUCUCCCAUUCAAAGGCACAGGUGCACGCACUUGAAGAGGCCUUUUCAGAGUCACCAGAUCCUGUCACUCAAGGUUGCAAUGCUCUGUCUCCGAUCAAUAGGGACCUUAGUGGAAGGACAUCCCUGAGCAAGUUUAGCGAAAGGUCGAAUGCAUCUGACCCGGCGGUAGAUGUGGGAAGGUAUUCUGAUUCAUUGCAGAAGUCUCCAAUUAAGCAGCAGGCUUUGGCUGAUGAUAGUUUCAAGAGCUCCUCUCCAAUCAGAAAAUCUGUUACGAUUGUGGAAGCUACUGCAGUGAACGGAUCGGUACUAAAAGAGGGGUCAUAUCAAUACUCAAUGACCUUCGAUGAAUCGGCACACAGUGAUCUAGCUGCCUCGCGUCAACUAGUCGAGCAGCCACGUAGCCAGUUAAGCACAAGCGUACACACCGCACUAAAUGAGGAAAAGCUGCCAUCGGCAGCCCCACAGAAGACUGCAACGCUUGUCACAGCUGGAGGGAUGACGUACACUGUUCACCAUUCUCCUACUAACUCGACAAGUGCAUCAGCCAUGGACCAAAAGAGUGCUUAUGAAAACGUUAGCUAUGCCAACGACUUUGAUGACUUUUCAGAUGUGGGUCUACGGACAGGUGAACUUACUGCCAACAAUGCCGAUAGUUUGCACACCAACUCGCAAGGUGGUGGAAUUAGCCGUUCUCCAUCUAUGAACUUAUACGGCGACUUGGGUCCCGUGGAGAUUGCAUUUGACGAUUUCUAG